GUGAUGGUAUUAAAGAUAAAUUAGGUCCACUUUCUUCUUUGGCAGUUAAGAUGUUUUCAGUACAUCCUCAUGCAGCAAUAAAAAUAAGUUCCUAUUUAAUAUCAAAUACAAAACAAGAAUUAAGUUUUUAUGGGUUGGAAUUAACUGAAGAGGAAAUACAAACUGUUUUUCAGAAUAUUGCUUUGUUUUCUGAAGCUGAUGAGGAAGAAGAUUUUGAUGAGUUGGAUGAAUUUGAAGAUCUUAAUCAAGCAUGA
Racocetra fulgida is the source of this 254-nucleotide messenger RNA. Lineage: Eukaryota; Fungi; Glomeromycota; Glomeromycetes; Diversisporales; Gigasporaceae. The record is from the annotation of a GenBank genome assembly.